GUUCGUGACAGUUGUGACGUCACGGGGCGGAGAAGGCUCCGGCGCGCUUUAAGUCACGUAUAUUUCGAGCUGGUGACGCGAUUACACCGAGCGCCGCCAUCUUGACACCGGAGGAGGAUGUGACCGGAGCUGCGGACCAAAGAGCAAGAGCGAGAGGGGAUUGUGGAACCUACGUCUAGUGCUGUCGAUGCUUCCCCCCAUGGCGGUCGGACCCCCCAGUUCCUGAGUGGAAGUUCCUGUGAUGGAUCAUAGGGAUUCGGCUAUGUUAGGAGUGACCCCUAAUAAGGACGUGUUUGUGGAAAAUCUCAGCAGGAGGGACGCCCCCCAGGAGUCAAGUAGCAGCCAGUCGGAGGCACAGCUCUGCCCAGGAGAGGGCACUGACCCCCAGCACUUCUCCAUCACUCAGAGUAUUUUUUCUGAGGGGCAUUUUAAGGUGAAAAUUGGACUUCAAACCAAAAGGACUAAAAAGCCCCCAAAGAACCUGGAGAAUUACGUCUGCCGCCCGGCCAUAAAAACAAGCAAUAAAUCCACCCGCAAACUGCCCCCCAAGGCCGGCAACAUACCGGAGGGCAAACGGGAUGGCAUCCCCCCUAAACAGGAUCCAGCUGCAACUCCCAGGAAGCCCGCAGAGAAUUCCCACAUUAACUCUCCUGAGUUGGAAUGUUUACAUGCUAGCAAAGAGGAAGAGAGAGGCCGUGUGUCUAACAACUCGUCACCCCCAGAAGCCCUCAGUCUCCCCAACGCUUCCUCCAGGCCGGCACCCAGAUCAGUGGGGAACAGCUCAGCGAAUAGCGUGACUGAGAAGCUGGCCCAGCUCAUAGCAACUUGCCCCCCUGCCAAGUCUUCCAAGAGCAGAGUGAAGAAGCAGCCAAACCCAGGACCAAACGGUACCAAGGAGGUUGGUGGUACAUCAGCCCAUGAGCCAGCCCUUGCUGCCCCCCAGAGUACAAAGCCUCCCAAUGGCAGUAGCAUCAGUGCCGCCUGCUCAGCAGAAAAGCUAAAGGAGCAGCUGCCUGGCAAACAGGGGGGCGGUGGGGCAUUGGAGAGGAACAGCCAGCGGCAGGAGGGACUGAUGGAAAAGUUACCUGGCACCAGGAAAGAGCUUGGUGACACUACCUUGUCCCUCGGAGAGAAAGGACUUUCCCACUCAAACCCACAGGAGAAGAUGCUUCCUGUAUAUUGCACUUCAUUGGACUUCAGAAUGGGAGGGGCAUCAGAUGCCUCCACAGCUAAGUCGCCAUUUAGUGCGGUGGGUGAGGGAAACCUCCCGUCUCCAGCACCUGCGACCUCAGUCACCUCCAACAGGACCUUUCCUCACUCUCCCAAUUCUUUGCACUUAAACCCAGUCUCACCGGAAUGUACUGACCAGCCAACUGACAAGAGUCCCUUUGCCUCAGACAAUGUACCUGGGCCCCGAGGCCACCGAGCUGCUCAUCAUAGUCUGGAGUCGGACUUGUAUAAAAGUCCCCACGGCGAGACAAGUAAAAGUCAUUUGCCUUCUGGCCUCCGUAUCCCACCGAAAGAGCCCAGCAGCCACAAGUCCGACCCUUCUGUUGUCAGCUUUGCCACUUUGCUUAGGAAACAGCGGCAACUGAAGAUCAGCAGCAUGGCGGCACCAACAGAGAGGCACUUCAGCUCUUCACCAGCCAUAAGUCCCAUUCAUCAGGCCAAAAUGAAAGGGAAAAAACCCAAGUGGAUGAAGGUUGUAACUAAAAGCGCUGGUCAGUCUGCAAAGUUGUGUGCUGAUCCAGGAGCUGAGCAGCAGAACCUUGGCAGGGGCAUAGGGGCGGCACCGUUACUAGCACAUACAACCAAAACCAGUUCUUUCCCCAAGGCUAACCACAAACUCUAUGAUUCCCAUAGGACCUACUCCUCGUUGUGCAGCCCUAGAGAUCAGAAAUCCAGAAGUAAGGACAUGCCGCAUUUAGAUGCAUCCCCCAAAAGAGCCCUAACAAUUCCCGCUUCCAAAGUGAUCUCCUCCCAGUCAAAAGAAGAGCAAGGGCCCCCCGUCCUUCAGCCCGAGGUGGAGAUACCUCCCUCUCACCUCAGCCAAACUGGACAGCUGGUUCCUAAGAAGCGAGGCAGGCCCAGGAGACAGCUAGCUCCACCGCUACUGAGGCCUUCCCCUGGACUUUCCACUCUUAGUGAAUCUGUCCGUGUGGAGGAAUCCGAUGCUGGGCACCACAACAAUAUGGAUCCGUUCAGAGAGGAGUCUAAGGGGGCAAGUAACCAGGGCUCGGAAUCGGCCAGGAGACCGCUCAGUAAAGGUAACGGGCAGCUCUUCAAAACAAUCAUCAGAAAGAUAAAUAAAAUGAAGAGCAUAAAGAGAAGAAAGCUCGUGAGCCAGAUUCUGUCCGGCAGCUCAGAACACAGCACUAGGGUCCAGCCCAAGCUGCAAGGAUCUGUCUCAAGCCUCGCAGCCACUUUCAGCUCUAAAUUAGGGCAGCAAAUAAAUGUCAGCAAGAAAGGAACUAUUUACAUAGGAAAGAGAAGGGGUAGGAAGCCAAAGGCUCAGCACGAGUGCCUCCUAGCAAAGAACUCUUCUUGCCCCCCUGCUUUGGAAAGUCCAGGACAACAAUUGGCCAGUCCCACCCCACAGCCUCCUGCAGCCUCAUGUCCUGAGGUUCUCCCGUCUCCUGUCAGCUCCCAUUUAUCUGCUACAAGCGGAGCCCUGAGUCCAGUUAGUAGUGAUGCCAGCUUUGUGGAACCGAGCUCCUACUUGCACUCACGCCACAGCUCAGCUCUCCAAACACUGGCCAUGAGAAAAGCUUCCAAAGAUGCCCGGCAGCUGUCUCCCCCCACCUUGCUGCCCAACUCUCCGGCCCAUAUCAGCGAGCUGUCCUCGUUAAAAGAGGCCACGCCUUCCCCAAUUAGUGAAUCUCACAGUGACGAGACCAUCCCGAGUGACAGCGGCAUUGGAACGGAUAACAACAGCACGUCGGACCGGGCAGAGAAGUUGUUUGGGCAGCAGCAGCAGCAGAAGAGGAGGAGGCACUUGUUUGAGCACAUGCCCCUGAUGCCCGUAGAAGCCUCUGUGCUGCUGAGCACUCUGAAGGAGAAACACAAGCACAAAUGCAAGCACCGGGAUUUCCUCACUUAUGACAAACAGAAAAGACAAAAGAGGAAAAGGAAAAAGAAGUACCCUCAGCUGCGCACUCAUCAGGAUCCCGACUUCCUGGCCGAGCUGGAGGAGCUCAUCAGCCGUCUGAGCGAGAUCAACAUCACCCACAGGACUCACCAUUUCAUCCCCCAGGAUCUCUUGCCCACCAUUUUCCGCCUCAAUUUCAACAACUUCUACAGUCACCCCACGUUCCCUUUGGAACCGUUGCACUACAUCCGUAAACCUAACUUAAAGAAGAAGAGGGGCCGGCCCCCGAAACUGCGGGAGAGCAUUGCCGAAAUGCCAUUUAUGCACAGCCUCGGCUUCUACCCUUCCUAUGGAAUGUCUUAUUCUCCUUCCCCGCUCACGCCCCCUCCUAUUGGUCUAAGUUAUUAUGGAAGGUACCCGCCCACAAUCUAUCCUCCUCCCCCCUCUGCCUCAUUUACUACCCCAUUGCCCCCUCCAUCGUACAUGCACACAGGCCACUUGCUCCUCAACCCUGGCAAGUAUCAUAAGAAGAAACACAAGUUGCUGAGCAGCAGCAGGACUCCUCUCCUUCCCAUGAGCACUUACCCUAGUGUUCCUGCAGAAAUGGCAUACAGCUGGAUGUUUGAGCACAAGCACCGGCACCGGCACAAACAUCGCGAGCACCGACUGCCCGACCAACUCUCCAUUGAUCCCUCUUCCAGGUCUGUUCUGGAGUCGCUAAAGCGGUACAGGUUUGCUAAAGACUCUGUUAGCGACAGGUACAAACAUAAAGACAAACACAGGUGCCAUCUUGCUUGCUCACACCUGUCCCCGUCCCAGGGGUUAUUGGGCAGAGAUGAACGUUGGGCACGGAGAGAUUUCCCAGACAGACGCUCCCUUUCCCUGGGGCUGCAGAGCCCCUUACAGAUAGACUGUUCCGACAGCUCUCCGGGGCGCUCUCUCGGAGGAUUCACCCCCAGCUCAGAGCCAGUGAGCAGUGAUGAGCACACCAAUCUCUUUACAAGUGCAAUAGGCAACUGCCGGACUGGUGGCCCCAUGAGCGGAGUCGUCGGACGCAAGACGCUUAGCGAAAACUCCCCCUUUUUUACAGAGAGCGCUUUAAGCAGAUCUCUAAGAAAAGAGCAACUGUCCAAUGACAAAAUCCCUCAGGCUGUGCCAGCAUCCCAGGAGAGGAGCCUGAGGCAGUCAGACAGAUCCAGCUGUAGCCCGUCCACGAGAAGGACUUUGUCAGAGAGCCCAUCCCCUGCAUUGAUGGGAGGCGGGGCACGAGGUACGAGGAUAGGUUCCUUGGGGGACGACUCUGCGGAGCCUUUACUUCAGCGUAUUGCACAUAGUGAGAAGGCAGACCCCACAGACAAGACUAAAGAGGCCGCUCUCAUUGCCGAUGCCCCAACCUCUAGCAGGUCCUCUAGGGGCCACAGCAGGGACAGAAUCCAGGAGAACCGCAUCCCAACUGCAGAGUGGCCCUUGGAUGGCCCAAGGGCAGUGUCCAGGCAGCAGCUGAAGCGCAGCAUGGUGGAGGCCAUACACAAACAGGCCAAGAGAAUGUACAACUAUAACAAUAUCCUCGUCAGCAAGAAGAACUUGGACCAUGUCAAUAAGAUUCUAAAGGCCAAGAAGCUGCAGAGACAGUCCCGGACGGGUAAUAACUUUGUUAAGAGGAGGCCGGGGAGACCUCGCAAAUACCCUCUGGAUUCCCAGCAGGCUGCUCCGCUGCCCCCCAGCAUGAGCACCGACACUGUCACGGACGUCAUUGAAGCUGUGGUGCAGAGUGUCAGCCUUGGAGACGAGCACAGAAAAGCCUGGAAGAGGCAGCACUUGGCACUGGACAAACAAGUGACAAAAAGGCCAAAAUCCCUGUACGAGGAAGAUCGGGAGAGCAGUAAUAGGCUGUGUGAGUUUGCCCGGGCAGAGGCUGUGCCAGUGAAUGAUAUCGGUAGGAACCAAGAGGAACGAAGCGAUGAGCUGCUACGCACUAUGGCAGCGCCUCCUCUGCAGAAAGAGAAGAAAAUUCCUCGAGUGCCCAAGAAGAAAUAUCAGAAAGCUGGCCUUUUCUCUGACGUGUACAAGACUCUGGAUCCCAAGAGUCGCCUGAUGCAGCUGAAGAAGGAGAAACUGGAGUAUGAUCCCAGAGAGCAUGAGUACAGCCUACUGCCGGCCCCCAUCAAUAUUGGGAAGUAUCUGAGGCAGAAGAGGAACGACUUCCAACUUCCCUACGACAUCCUGUGGCAAUGGAAACAUAAUCAGUUGUACAAGAAGCCCGACGUCCCGUUAUACAAGAAGAUACGUUCCAACGUGUACGUGGAUGUGAAGCCACUGUCUGGCUAUGAAGCGACUACGUGCAACUGCAAGUAUCCAUACACCCAAUCAGAGAAGGGCUGUGUGGAGGACUGUCUGAAUCGGAUGAUAUUUGCCGAGUGCUCCCCUAAUACGUGCCCAUGUGAGGACCAGUGCAACAACCAGCGCAUACAGAGGCAUGAAUGGGUGCAGUGCUUAGAGCGCUUCCGGGCUGAGGGGAAAGGCUGGGGCAUUCGCACCAAGGAACCACUGAAAGCGUCACAGUUCAUUAUUGAGUAUCUGGGCGAAGUAGUCAGCGAAACAGAGUUCAGGAACCGCACAAUUGAACAGUAUCACAAUCAUAGUGACCAUUAUUGUCUCAGCCUGGACAGUGGCAUGGUGAUUGACAGCUACCGAAUGGGGAAUGAGGCUCGUUUUAUCAACCAUAGCUGUGACCCCAACUGUGAAAUGCAGAAGUGGUCAGUGAAUGGUGUAUAUCGCAUUGGACUGUAUGCGCUGAAGGACAUGCCCGCUGGCACAGAACUGACGUAUGAUUACAACUUCCAUUCCUUCAACACGGAGAAGCAGCAAGUGUGCAAGUGUGGUGUGGAGAGGUGCCGGGGGAUCAUCGGAGGCAAGAGCCAGCGGGUAAACGGGCUACCAAACAAGGCCGGGCAUCUCAUGUCGUCUCAGCGGAGACUCGGCCGCUCCAAGGAGAAAAGGAAAUCCAAACACAGGCUGAAAAAGCGGAAAGGUCACCUCCCUGAGGAUGGUGGUGAUGCCGUUGGUACUGCCAGCAAGCUCGGCCCACAGCUGCACAUGAAGCCCAUGUCUAACCGGGAGAGGAAUUUUGUGCUGAAACAUCACAUUUUCCUGGUGCGGAACUGGGAGAAGAUCCGUGAGAGACAGGAUGAGGUGAAGGAGAGUCUGUCCCCGGGGAGUCUGUACAGUCGCUGGAGUAGUAUGGGCAGGGACGAUGGCAACAUCAAAUCAGAUGUGUUCCUGACCCAGUUCUCUGCCCUGCAGACCUCACGAUCCGUUCGCACCAGGAGACUGGCGGCGGCACAAGAGAAUAUGGAGGUGGCUCGGGCUGCCCGCCUGGCACACAUCUUUAAAGACAUUUCUGAUGGUAUUAUAUGCUACAAAGAUUCUUCUGAUCGACCCCUGGCUUCUCCUCUCCUGAGUCUUCCCAACAAGAAAAAAAACCCCCACUACUAUGAGAAGGUGUCAGACCCCCUGGACCUGUUGAGUGUGGAGAAGCAGAUCCUCACUGGACACUACAAGACGGUGGAGGUGUUUGACACAGACAUGCUGAAAGUGUUCCGCAAUGCAGAGAAGUACCACGGGAGGAAGUCCCAGGUGGGCAGGGAUGUGUGUCGGCUCAGGAAGGCCUAUUAUAAUGCCAGGCACGAGGCUGCUGCCCAGAUUGAUGAAAUAGUGGGCGAGACAGCCAGCGAGGCAGACGGCAGCGAGACUUCCUUGUGUGACAAAGAUGGCGGAAAUGAGAAAGAUGAUGACAUCAUCCGCUGCAUCUGUGGCCUCUUCAAGGACGAAGGGUUGAUGAUUCAAUGCGACAAAUGCAUGGCGUGGCAGCACUGUGACUGCAUGGGGGUCACCUCUGAUGUGGAGCAUUACCUGUGUGAGCAGUGCGACCCCCGUCCUGUAGAUCGGGAGGUUCCCAUGAUCCCCUGUCCCCAUUACGCACAGCCGGGAUUUAUCUACUUUAUUUGUCUGUUGCGGGAUGAUCUGCUCCUACGCCAAGGUGACUGUGUUUAUCUGAUGAGGGACAGUCGUCGGACACCAGACGGACAGCCAGUGCGCCAGUCAUACAGACUCCUGUCUCAUAUCAACCGUCAAAAACUUGAUAUAUUCCGCAUAGAGAAGCUGUGGAAGAACGAGAAAGGGGAGCGCUUUGCCUUUGGGCACCAUUACUUUCGGCCGCACGAGACGCAUCACUCGCCAUCACGGAAGUUUUAUUACAAUGAGCUCUUUCGGGUUCCCCUCUAUGAGAUUAUCCCCCUAGAAGCUGUGGUGGGCACCUGCUGUGUCCUUGAUCUGUACACUUACUGCAAAGGCAGACCAAAGGGUGUGAAGGAGCAGGAUGUGUAUAUAUGUGAUUACCGUCUGGAUAAAUCUGCACAUCUCUUCUACAAAAUCCAUAGGAAUCUCUACACAGUCUGCACCAAAACUUAUGCCUUCGACCACUUCCCCAAGAAGCUGACACCAAAAAGGGACUUUUCACCUCACCAUGUGCCCGAUAACUACAAGCGGAAUGGAGGCAGGUCUGCCUGGAAGUCUGAGCGCCCCAAGCAAUCAAGCAGUGACCUGCACACAGAAGAAGACUCUCUUCCUGCAAUGGCGGAUUUACUGACCAAUCAGGAUGCUUGCCAGCAGGAAGUUCCUGCCUCUGAGGAGCCUGAGACCCCCUCUGUGGAAGUGAGUGAGCAGCAGGUGGAGGAAAGUAGCAGCAGUACCCAGGCCAAUUUGUGCUCCAUGCAAGAGAGACAGCAGCUCCAGAGGGACAAACUCAACCAGAUUCUGCUCCGGCUCCUAGAAAAGAUCCCAGGGAAAAAUGCAAUAGAUGUGACUUAUCUCCUGGAGGAAGGUCCCUGCAGGAAGCUGCGCAGGCGCACCCUUACUCUGCCCCAAUGCAUCUUCAGGAAGUGAUGCGCCUGAUGUGACAGAGAGAGAUGAUGGGGCGGCAGUUGUGAGUCUGUGUGAUGAGUAACACAGUGUCUCCUCUUCCAUUGGUGUUGCUUGUGCAGCUGGGAGAAUGGGGUGCAGCGGGCUCGUGGCACCUGAGGGCCAACACAAGGAAUUUGCUCAGUUCCUCAGUGCCUUUUAGCUUCGCGCCCCCCAGGAGCAAAGAAAAGGGAAACCCCAGUUGAUUGGAGUUUGCCAGAAGAGCUUGCCAUUUUUGGCUUUACUGCACACCUGGGCGUGGCCUAACGGAUUCCUUAUGCCCGACUCUAAUAGCGCCCGUCAUGUCUCUAUAAUAAUAAUAACUGGGACCCAGGAUAAAUUGCUUAGGGUGCCAAACAGUUGCACAGUGUCCCGACCUUCUGGGCAUGUCCUUCCUCAGUAUUCCCACUGACUCCCUUCAAUAGCAGCACUAGGUUCAGCCUGAAACGGACACAAACGCAAGUCCCGCCCACGAGGAGCUGCCGUCACAAGCUAAACGUUCCCAGAGCAACAGCAAAAGCACUUUUCAGCUUCCAGAGCUCACCUAGCAGGGGGCAAAAACUCCCAGGACCACCUCAUCCAAACAGGGGAAAAGUCCAACUACUCCCGGCCCCUCUCAGGGACAGCAGAGGGGACUUCAGGGUCCCAUUAACCCCGUGCCCCUGAGGCAUCAGGAGUUACAAAAGGAAAGCUCAGCUUAUUAUUGUCCUGAAAGGACCCGCGAUUGUGUGGAUACCAGAGUGCCAAGUCGUGUGUAUAUCUGAUAUACAGGAGGGUGCAAAGCAAUACGACUCCCUGCCAGCCCGUUAACCCUCUCCCUGCCAACCCCCAGCACCGCCGCACUUUGCCUCUCGCUGGCAGGGAAAGACAAAAUCACCUAAAAACUAUUUUAUUAAAAGCAGAAGAAUGUGCAUAUUUUCUUACAGAAGAGUGUGGUCAAUAGGAGUAUCUAAUACUCGUCCCAGACGGACUGCACUCACACUCACACUCAGCCUGCGUUACUUUGUAAUCAGGAAGAAAGGGAGAGAGAGCCGGCGCCAGAGGCAUCUCACAGCUACAGUAGGUGUUUCCCUUGGCGUCUGUCCUCCUGCUGCUCAUUUCAUGGGGCCCCCGCUCCAUCCCUCCCCUGCUCACGACAUAGAAACCUAUUGUGAGACAAUCAAAGGAUUGCAGCUCUAUAUAAAUAUAUAUUAAUCUAUUUUCUCUGUGCGUGCCUGUGUUCUACUCCCUCCUCCUACUCAUCUACAACUCUCAUUUUAUAACCAAUCAGAAGAAGGUUUAUAAAACUCUCUAAGCACUACGUGAGGGCCCGUCUGCAUGGAUGCCCUCGAUAAUGUUCUUGCUGACGAAAAGAUGCUGCUAAGAACUUUCUACCACGAAAAGAAGCUUCACAACAUAGAUCUUUGUUUGAUGUUAUUCUCUGUACAUGAUGUAUUACCCACCCUAGCAUUGGAUGUACUUACCUCUCAGCCAAUGGGAGCCUAGUAUUAAAUGGGAAGACAACCCUUUCCUACCAA
Messenger RNA from Xenopus laevis (African clawed frog), 9564 nucleotides. RefSeq names its product histone-lysine N-methyltransferase ASH1L (gene ash1l.S). Lineage: Eukaryota; Metazoa; Chordata; Amphibia; Anura; Pipidae. The coding region runs from base 242 to 8032 and encodes 2596 amino acids. The transcript has 28 exons. The record is from RefSeq and is a predicted model, not a curated record.